Molecule: messenger RNA, 1554 nt
Organism: Daldinia childiae
Lineage: Eukaryota; Fungi; Ascomycota; Sordariomycetes; Xylariales; Hypoxylaceae
Product: High-affinity glucose transporter
Exons: 4
Coding region: 1-1554 (517 amino acids)
Biological process (GO): carbohydrate transport; transmembrane transport
Cellular component (GO): membrane
Molecular function (GO): carbohydrate:proton symporter activity
Source: RefSeq, a predicted model, not a curated record
AUGCAGUUACUCAGCUCAUUCCAAAAGCCCCCGGGCUAUGUUCUCGCCAGCAUUAUCUGCUCUUUGGGUGGUUUCCUAUUCGGCAUUGACACCGGCAUCAUCGGCCCUGUAACCGUAAUGGAGGACUUCACAGCAUAUGUCGGUAACCCUUCCCCAACAAUACACGGUCUGAUAGUCUCUUCCAUCCUUAUUCCCGCUGCGAUCUCGUCCUUCUUCGCUGGGAGGGUAGCAGACGUGCUUGGUCGCCCUUAUGCGAUUGCUAUUGGCUCUCUUAUUUUCGGCGCCGGUGCCGCUCUCGAAGGUGCCUCGAUUCAUAUUGCUAUGUUCAUAGUCGGCCGUGUCAUCGAAGGAAUCGGCGAAGGCCUCUAUCUUAGUGUAUUAGUAGUUUACAUCUGCGAAAUAUCCCCUCCGAGAAACCGCGGCGCUCUGACUACCGGACCCCAGUUGCUCAUCACUCUUGGAUUAGUUACGGGGUUCUUCACCUGUUACGGUACUGCUAAUAUACAGUCAUCGUUUUCAUGGCGUCUACCAUUUAUCUUACUCGCCGCUUAUUCCAUUGUAUUCUCGGUCGCCGUUCUUAUGUGGCUUCCUGCGUCUCCGCGAUGGCUCACACUUCACGGGAAAACGAAAGAAGCAUCUGCGGCUUGGGAGAAACUUGACGUCCCUGCCGCCGAUCGAGAGAAGAUUCUCGACCAAUACGAUGCUUCGGUAAUAGAAACUGCUAUUCCUGAUGCAAGUGGUGGCACAGGCGCUGUGCAGGUUACUUCUACCACUGCUGCCGCUUCGAAGUCGAAGAAGACAGAAUUGCUUGACGUGUUCUCCUCGGAUGCUCGGCCGCGUCUCUUCUUAGCGGUCUUCCUUAUGGGUAUGCAACAGCUGAGUGGCAUUGACGGCGUUCUUUAUUACGCACCCCUCCUUUUCCAACAAGCCGGGUUAUCCUCAAACGAAUCCACGUUUCUCGCCUCUGGCGUCUCGGCCAUUGUUAUCUUCGCCGUCACUAUCCCAGCCGCCAUCUUGGCAGACAAAUGGGGCCGACGCGCCAACACUAUCCUCGGUGGUCUGGGUAUGGCCAUAACCAUGUUCCUCAUGGGCUCAUUAUACGCAGGAGACGCAGUACAUGCCAGUACUGGCGCUGGGCGAUGGGUAGUAAUAGUAUGUAUCUACUUAUUUGCGGUGAUCUAUGCGCUAUCAUGGGCAGUCGGGAUCAAGAUCUACGCAGCGGAGAUCCAGCCGCAACGAACCCGAGCGUCUGCAACCAGUAUCGCCCACGGCAGCAAUUGGCUGAGUAACUUCCUAGUGGCGCUCGUAACACCCACACUACUCGCCCGCACUAGCUACGGGGCGUACUUCCUGUUUGGCGGCUGUGCCCUGCUUACUGCCGCCGUGUGCUUUGUUUUCAUGCCCGAGACCCGUGGUUUAAGUCUUGGCGAGAUCGACCAGGCGUUCGUGCGACAGGGUACCCGGGCCAGUGCACUGAGGGGAUUUGCGAAAGGUCUUCGGAAGAGGAUGAAUGCUCGCGAGGGAGUGCCGGCUCCGGUCGAGAUAGACGCUUAA